AUGACCUACACAUCGUCGCCCUACACCAUGUCGGGAGGCUACACGUAUCCAAGCAUGCCGGCAGCAACGUACAUGCCUGCUACAAGCGGCUUGGAUCACUCCCAGGGAAAGUGGUUCGCACCCGGCGAGGCCCUGCCCCCUGGCUUCGUGAUCACCACUCACCCGGAAGGCCACACGGCACCCCAGGAAACCCAUGCUAUGACGGACAAGGCCCGCGAAAGCUUCGUGGUCACCGGCUCCUCCCUUCCCAAGGCGGCUGCCCCAGUGAAGAAGAGCAAGAAGGACAAGAAGAAGAAGAAGUCCAGUGAUGGCAAAUUCGGACUCAUCUCUUUUGGCCGACAGAGGUUCGCGCAGCACAUGGCGAAUCCGUGUAUGGCAUCAGUCCCGGCUGAGCCCAUGUACACGACCAUGCCGGCCUACACGACCGAUCCUGCAGCAGCGGCGCCCGUGUACACGACCAUGCCGGCCGAUGCAAUGCCGGCGUACACGAUCCAGCAAGAUGCCGGCGUGCCUGUGACCUACACAGCGUCGCCCUACACCAUGUCGGGAGGCUACACGUAUCCAAGCAUGCCGGCAGCAACGUACAUGCCUGCUAUGAGCGGCUUGGAUCACUCCCAGGGAAAGUGGUUCGCACCGGGCGAGGCCUUGCCCCCUGGCUUCGUGAUCACCGCUCACCCGGAAGGCCACACGGCACCCCAGGAAACCCAUGCUAUGACAGACAAG
Molecule: messenger RNA, 723 nt
Organism: Symbiodinium necroappetens
Lineage: Eukaryota; Dinophyceae; Suessiales; Symbiodiniaceae
Source: the annotation of a GenBank genome assembly